AUGCCUUCAAGUUCGCCCGUGAUGGAUGGAGAUGACGAAUCAACGGUCGAUAUGAUCGAUGAGGAAGAAGAGCAAGCGACUCAUGGCUCAUCCAUACCGCAAUCAAAAGCGCAACAACAAUCUGGAAACUCAAAAUCUUCCGCAGCAUCAUCAACGGAGACCCCCACUCGGGAUGUAAAGGAAUUGAUGAAGAUUGCGAAAGGCUUGUUGGAAUUGAAACAAAAGAUUCCUUCGGGAUCCAAUCUAACCAAUCAGCAUGUGGCAAAAUUGUACAAAUAUUUGGAUGAUAACAAACUGAACAAGUCUUUGAAAGAACUCAAACACAUUUUCUCGUCGUACAUGUCAAAAUCUGAUUUUGAUUCCUUGUUCAAUUUUGUACAGACAUAUUUCUUGGCUUGUAGAAAUUUGAGUGAUUCCGAAGUAGCCUAUAAUUUGAAUGGUAAUGCUUCUGGAGGUUCCUCCUCUAGUUCUGGAUCAUUCUCUUCAGAUAUUGAAAAAUUAGCCCGUGAACGAACAUUCAUCUUAAAAUGUUUAGUGAGUUGGAUGUUUGAAGGAAGAAUUGAAGGAAAGGUAGCAAAGAAUGGUCUUUUCAUCAUUUAUGAAGAACUAGACUACAUACCUGAUAGCAUGUUGGUUUCACUCAUUCAAGUCAUUUACAAAUUAUUCAAAGAUGGAUCAUGUGCAUUUGAUGAGUUUUCUCCUAUCGGUGUUUCCAACAAUUUUGAAAAUGUUCUUGAGAAUAGUGCAGGCCUUGUUCUUGACGUUUGGUCGCAAUGCAUUUCUACUGUCAUGUCGAAAGAUGAAAUUGAAAUCAAUUCAAAAUCAAAGAAAAAGAAAAAAAACAGACGAGUACAAGACGACCAUUAUCAAAGAUAUUUGUUCUUGUGA
This is a messenger RNA of Naegleria fowleri, 888 nucleotides long. RefSeq lists its product as uncharacterized. The record is from RefSeq and is a predicted model, not a curated record. The coding region runs from base 1 to 888 and encodes 295 amino acids. The transcript has a single exon. Lineage: Eukaryota; Heterolobosea; Eutetramitea; Acrasida; Naegleriidae.